Molecule: messenger RNA, 1310 nt
Organism: Brassica napus (rape)
Lineage: Eukaryota; Viridiplantae; Streptophyta; Magnoliopsida; Brassicales; Brassicaceae
Product: putative 57 kDa heat shock protein
Exons: 8
Coding region: 369-1220 (283 amino acids)
Source: RefSeq, a predicted model, not a curated record
AGAAAGAGAGGCGGAUAGAUUAGGAUAUAACCCGAUUGGGCUUGGGUGGGGCUGGGUUACCCGGUUUAGAACCCGAUUAGGAGGUAAAUAGUUUAAUUCAGAGUAAGGGCUUCUGUGUCUUUAGCCACCUUUUCGAUUUUAAAAGAAAAAAAUUAUAUUUGAUAACAGGGAUAAAUUGAAUUGUUAUGAGAGACUGUGAAAGUCAGAUUCAACGAUUCAACUAAAGAUUAUAAAUGACAUAACUCUCUCUCUUUUCUCUCUUUUUCUUUUGCUAAACUCUCUCAACUUUCAUUUCUUUUUGAUCAAACCUCUCAACUUUCUCUUCUUCUCCCUCUCCUCUUCUCCUCUUCGGUUAGAGAAACAUAAGCAUGGAGAUCCGUUUUGUUGAACCUGUCCCUCAAUCCGAAGGUAUGUAUUAUGCUACAAACAACCCUUACCAGGUGAACGGACCAAAAGGCUUCACUGAGUUUAAGGUUUUGGACGGGACAGCCAAAUUGUUCGUGAGAAUUGAUUUUCCGGGAGUCAGCAACGAUAGUGUUAAGAUCCUACUCGAUCCAUCGCAGAAAGCUGUCUUUGUGUCCGGAGAGGCCCCACAAGAAAUGGUUUAUGAUGCUUCUCUCCGUGAGUUCGGAACUGCUACGGGCCUCUUGUGCGAUUGCUGCAGAAUCACAGACGUGGAGUCCGUUUUGGGAGAUGGUGUUCUAAGACUCAUCCUAUCCAAGGAAACGAUCGAUUUUCGUGUAGGGUCUUCUUGUUCCGCCAGAGCAUAUACGUCCGUUAGAGCGUCAUCAUCCCUUUCUCGUUUAAUCCGUGGAUAUGAUCCAGAAGUCGCAGGUGGCCAUCCUUUAGCUCAUCUCCGUGGACAUGGCCCACAAGGUCACCGUGGCACUGGCCCCCUAGAUCCGGCUUUCACGGGUCCCGACAUAGUACCGAACCCAUUAGUGCAGACGGGAUCAACUAGUGCAUACGAGUCAAAGCAGUUGUCAGACGGCGGUAUAUUUCUCCGUAUUGACAUGCCCGGUGUCCCCAACGACAAAUUCGCGGUGACGGUGGAAAACGGUUGUGUCACUGUCACCGGACGAGCACCUGCAGCGAUGGACGACUCGAGUGGGCGUGAGUAUAGAGGCAAUGUCGCUGUCGUCCCUCGAGACUAUGACAGUCGCCGGAUCGAAGCAUUCGCUAAUGAGGGUGUCAUCCGCCUCAUCAUCCAUUCUAUCUAAAAGUUGCUCUUUAUCUUAUGGAGUUAUUAGUCAUGUAUAAUAACCAAACUUUCUAUGUUUUUGCUUUUGAAUUUAGGGGAAUUUCGGAUA